This is a messenger RNA of Sinocyclocheilus grahami, 1314 nucleotides long. Its product is annotated as homeobox protein Dlx1a-like. NCBI's taxonomy places the organism in Eukaryota, Metazoa, Chordata, Actinopteri, Cypriniformes, Cyprinidae. The transcript is spliced from 3 exons. Gene Ontology annotation, molecular function: DNA-binding transcription factor activity, RNA polymerase II-specific; RNA polymerase II cis-regulatory region sequence-specific DNA binding. The coding region runs from base 82 to 834 and encodes 250 amino acids. The record is from RefSeq and is a predicted model, not a curated record. Gene Ontology annotation, biological process: negative regulation of transcription by RNA polymerase II; cell differentiation; embryo development.
CAGUGGAGCUUAAAUUGGGAUCCAUCCUUCACUCGGAUCAUAGAAGAAAACAAAAAAGCAGGGAGAGAGAGAGCGAGAGACAUGACCAUGUCUACAAUACCAGAGAGUCUAAACAGCCCAGUCUCAGGAAAGAACGUGUUCAUGGAAUUUGGGCCACCGAGUCAGCAAAUGUCGCCUUCAUCCAUGAGCCACGGACAUUAUUCAAUGCACUGUUUACACUCCUCCGGACACCCGCAGCACGACAGCGCAUACAGCCCGGCUCCGUCCUUCCCCAGAUCUCUGCCUUAUCCAUACGUCAACUCGGUCGGUAGCCAUUCCUCCAGUCCGUACCUCAGCACCGUGCAGACUUACCCAAACAACUCGGCUUUGGCGCAGACCAGACUGGAGGACCCAGCGCCGGAGUCAGAGAAAAACACCGUGGUGGAAGGAGGAGAGGUUCGUUUCAACGGGAAAGGCAAAAAGAUCCGCAAACCCCGGACCAUCUACUCCAGCCUCCAGCUGCAGGCUCUGAACAGGAGGUUCCAGCAAACUCAGUAUCUGGCUCUGCCGGAGAGAGCCGAGCUCGCCGCGUCCCUGGGGCUCACGCAGACACAGGUGAAGAUCUGGUUUCAGAAUAAACGCUCCAAGUUUAAGAAACUGAUUAAGCAAGGCGGUGGAACAAUAGACGCGAACGCUUUGGCAAACGCGCUGUCCACCGGGUCUCCAUCCGUGGCGCCCGUCUGGAACUCAACAGCCAGCGUCAAAACAUCCACACCGACCUCGUAUAUUCCCAGUUACACCUCAUGGUAUCCCACAGCACACCAGGACACUAUGCAGCAGCCGCAACUCAUGUGAACCAGGACUGCUGAAACAACCCCGCCCCUCUUUCCGCCAGUGGCCCAGUUCAGGGGACCCGACACAAGGCCGGUCACUCUGCGGCCCUCCGCAGCACAGACCAGAUGUGAUCCGGAGACACACUCAAAAAGACACCUGCUGACACACUGGCCAGCGUGGACUGAGCGAGGGUCGUCUGCACCAGAGAGGAAACAAGUCUCUUUUUGAAUCGAAGGGAAUGCCGGGAAAGUGGGUCAAAUCAAAGCUGCUCUCCCCCUUUCAGUGACUUUUUUUGUUGUGUAAAAAACCCCCCAAAAAAACCCUGAAACUGUACCUAGUCAGAAGUGUAUUUCAGUUUCUGCACAUUUGUAAUUUUCCGUAAGAAAAUUGGAAUUACCGGUUUGUCCAUCCACAACACAGUGCUGGUUUACGGGCUGCGAGAGCGACAUGAACAUCACACAUUUCCAAAAGCUCGGCGUCGGGCUCAUACAGUCGCUUCGC